UUUAUACCCGCCAAUGGGCAGGUGGCUGUACUGACGUGGCAGCCUGUGGACCGCUGGUGUCCCAACUACCAAAUCUUUAGCAUUAAAUGCACUUCCCGCCAGAAUCUAGGUUUCCCGCCGGAUCAGUGGGGACGUUCGUCCACCCGGGAAGUGAGUUGGAUUGCACCAAGUGACCCUUGAGGGAUAUUGGCUGUUCGUCUCCUGGCCUUGAUAGAUACUAACCAUGUGCACUGGGUUUCCUCCGAUGACUACAGGUUUGCUCUGGGGACGUUCGUCGCCAUCCCUGGUGGCCCGUGGCUCUGCUCCUUGUCCCUGCAUAGACGUUCGUCGGAAUGAGCUGCUGGGCCUGAGUCCUCCAACACCAGACGUUCGUCCCUCCUUAAAGAACAUGGGCCUGUGGGCUGGCCUAGUUUCUAGUUGGACGCUCGUCUGGCAAAAUGGGUUAGUGGGCCGGACCUCGGCUUGGGCCCUUAACCCAACACAAGUCCCCCACUUCUGAUGUUCUGAGCAUGCGCAGGACAUAAGGAAGUAUGAACCUUCCCGAAGUGGACGUCCGUAUCUUGGCACUUGGUGGAAACGUACGCUCGUGGCCAUGGUGCUUGACAGCUGUUGACGGUUCAGGAAACGAGGUGACGGCUGAUGUUGCGGCGGCGCAUUUUCCCGAGGAAGUGUCAUCAUUACGUUCCCAUCCCACGCACAGCGCGUGGGCUGGAAUACGCUCCUUGCCACGUGUCAGCCCCUCGUUGGUUUCUCCUUCGGUGCUUCCCUUAUAAAUGCUGGGUUUGCCCUCUGAAUUAGGGUUCCCAAUUUCUGUUCUCUUGCUCUCGAUUUUCCGCAGCUCUUCAAGUUUCCUGAAUUCGGCCAACCAUACCUUUGUAAGGUAAUUUCCCCCCUCUGCUUCUUUCCUUUACUCUGAUUUCUAGCCGGAAUGACUUCGAUGGAGAUUUCCUCGAGUUCUGAUUCCGAUUCGUCGGGUUCCUCCUCGGGCUCCUCUUCUGAAAAUGCUAAUGCACGCUCCCUGGGAAAAACUAGUGUUUCCGGGACCUCUGGUUCGGCCACGACGGUGGGGACCAUCCGGGCUGAUGGCGAGCCGGAUGAUGUGUCUCAAGAUAGUGGGAGCGACGCCAGGGGUGGGGAUGCCGAUGAGGCAGUGGACGUUAUUGAUGCGGUCCCCCUGAAUGAGCGUCCCGCUGAUUAUGAUUCCGGAGAGGAAGCCGAAUCCGGUUCUGAUAUGGAGGUGUAUGAUCUGGGCAUCCCCACGGAUAUGGAGCGCCACAUCUGCCCGAUUAGGAGCGCCCUUGACCACGACCAAGUCCUCUCCCGUGUGGCCCUCAAUAAAAUCCGCACCUUCCUUCCUCCGCCGUUCGUCUGGAGUGUGAGAGGCGCUGAGCAUGUGAUGAGGAGACGUCCGGGGAUGAUCAUGCUCCACCUGGAUUCUGUUGAAGCCGGGCUGCGGUUUCCACUUCAUGCGUUUUAUGUGGAGUUCUUCCACUGCUUCCAGGUGGCCCCGGCGCAAUUCAUGCCAAAUUCUUACAGAUUCAUAUCGGCCUUCUUGGUGCGCUGUAAACUCGCGGGGGUCGAUGCCACUUUGGAGCUCUUCCAUUAUUUCUACCGCGUCACUCCUCAGAAUGCCGACGGGUAUCUGAGCGUGGCCGCACGUCCUGGGAAGCGGCUGUUCAAGAACUACCCCUCGUCCAUCCACGACUGGAAGAACCGCUUCUUCUUCCUUCGAUACGACGGGCCUCCCCUCCCUCUCCGGUGGAACGGGUAUCCCCCAAAGAUUGAGUCGCCGGAGCCGACCGACGAUCUGCUUUUGGAUGCGGAGAAGGUGUCGGAGGGUGGCGUCCGUCCCAUAGCCGGAUUUCUGACCUUCGAGGCACUCUCUGGGGCAGGCAUAGGUCCACCGCCCGAUAGAGACCAAAUGAAUCACGCCGAGUGUCUGAAGACCAGGAAAGCCAAGGCGGCCGCGGCUAAAGCUGCGAUGGCGAAAGCCAAGAACGCCCCUGCCUCGGAGUCCCACUCCUCGGCCUCUGAUGCUGCCAGGCGAACCGCCGAGGGUGAGCAACAUUUAAUCGCCACUAUGCUGGCCCAGGGUUCCGGGGCCCCUGCUCUCGAAGCCGCCCUUCCGCCGCCGGUCGUCCCAACGAAGACGGCUCCUCAGAAGGGGACUGAGAAGGUCCCUGAAAAGAAGCAGAAGAGGGGCCGUGAGGCAGCCUCCUCCGGGCCUCUGCUCGAAGACGCCGGCUCUCUGCCACUAAGCCGGCCGGCGGAAGACCUCUGGAGGGAGAUGGCCCUCAGUGCCGGUCUUGAGUUGCCCCGCCGUUCGUCGUCUGAGGCGACCAGUGCUGCCCUGGCCGCCGCUCUUCAGUCGGGGCUUCUAGUCCUUCAGGCUGAAGCUGCCAGGGAGGCCGAUCUGAAGGAGGCCAAGGCUAAAGCUGAUGCGGCCGUUGCUGCGGCACGGGAGGCCGCCCGUCGAGCUGAUGCGGAGGCCGCAGCCAAGGGGAGGGAGAUUGCCGCCCUGCAGGCUGAGUCUCAUAGCCAGUUGGCCGCCCUUGAAAGAGCCGGUUUUAAGCUUGUCCCGGUGCUCCCUGCCGCCAAGGAUGCCACUCCGGAGUGGUUGGUUGACACCUCCGGCUAUCGGAACACUGGGGAGUUUAUGGACUCCGCCAAGGACUACUGCGCCGGGGUCUUCGCCGAUUUGUUCGCCGCAGCUCUGGAGAAGAUUCCGCCCCGCCAGCGCCUGGCCCGCGGCGUCCGGAUCCUUGAGGGCUCUCCCCUGUCUCGCAAGUUCCUAUAUGAGGUCGGCGACAGCACCUUCGCCGCCGGCUACAAUGAAGGGGUAAAGGCCACCCUACCCACGUUCGCCAAGCUGCUGGGGCCCGACUUUGACUUGGCGGCCAACACGGAUGACGAUCUCCUAAUCCAGGCGCUAGGGAAACUGAGGAGGGAUCAGCGCCGGGAGGAGGCCAAGGCCAGGGGGGAGAUUCCAGAGCCGCCGACCCCCGAGCCUGAGGAAGAGGAGGAGGAGCCGAACAAGGGCAGCAGCCGCCCAGGGUCCCCUUUCUUUGUAUAAUGUCAUUUACAUUUUUCCAUUCCAGCUAUUUGUAAUGUCCGGCCGUAAGUGCCGAAGAAUACAGAUGUCUUUUUGCCCAUAAUUGUUCUAUGUUCAUGAUUUCUG
Messenger RNA from Cuscuta epithymum, 3178 nucleotides. NCBI's taxonomy places the organism in Eukaryota, Viridiplantae, Streptophyta, Magnoliopsida, Solanales, Convolvulaceae. The record is from the annotation of a GenBank genome assembly.